Messenger RNA from Penaeus monodon (black tiger shrimp), 2071 nucleotides. Its product is annotated as dnaJ homolog subfamily C member 2-like. The transcript is spliced from 14 exons. Gene Ontology annotation, molecular function: ribosome binding; Hsp70 protein binding. Bases 49 to 1902 code for a protein of 617 amino acids. The record is from RefSeq and is a predicted model, not a curated record. Gene Ontology annotation, biological process: regulation of translational fidelity; 'de novo' cotranslational protein folding. Gene Ontology annotation, cellular component: cytosol. NCBI's taxonomy places the organism in Eukaryota, Metazoa, Arthropoda, Malacostraca, Decapoda, Penaeidae.
CGACCGACGUUGUUUUGGUUCGGCGAGACGAGGAGAGACACGCUGACCAUGACGGCCGAUAUGGAUUCUGAGGAUUCUAGUGUUUCUGUGAUUAUUAAGAGGCGAAUUACACCCCUAAUCCAAGUGGAAGUAGAGCCCGUUGGACAGUGGUUUCACGCAUACGAAGCUCGGCGUUUGCGGGGACACUUGAUUUCCUCAGCAGGAGAGUCGGAGGAAGAAAGUGAAGAUGAGGAAAACCCAGAAGUCGAGAUUGAAGAUGACAUUCAGUACCUCAGGUCACUUAGUCCAGCAGAUUGGAAGAACCAAGACCAUUAUGCUGUGUUGGGUUUGAAGAGGUACCGCUACAAGGCAUCUGAUGACGACAUCAAAAAAGCCUACCGCAUCAUGGUUCUGCGCCACCAUCCUGACAAGAGACGAGGUGCAGGUGAAGAAAUCCGCGAUGAUGACGAUUACUUCACGUGCAUUACCAAAGCCUAUGAGAUCCUGGGAGACCCUGUGAAAAGGCGUUCCUGGGACUCGGUCGAUCCCGAGUUUGAUGAUGAUAUUCCGCCAGUGACGUCCCACAAUAAGGCUAAUUUCUUUAAGGUUUUUGGUCCUGUGAUAGAAAGAAAUACUCGAUGGUCUACGAGGAAGCACUGCCCACUUCUAGGAAAGCCUGACGACUCAAAAGAAAAGGUUGACAGGUUUUACAGCUUUUGGUACGACUUUGAAUCCUGGCGAGAGUUUUCAUAUCUUGAUGAGGAAGAGAAGGAAAAAGGGCAAGACCGAGAAGAGCGAAGAUGGAUAGAGAAACAAAACAAAGUUGAGCGAGCGCGUCGACGCAAGGAAGAAAUGGCUAGACUCAGAAGACUAGUAGACAAUAUAUAUGCCUGUGACCCCAGAAUUGCAAAAUUCAAGGAGGAAGAGAGAGAGAGAAGGCUGGCUGUGAAGAAAGCUCGAGCCGAUGCACUGAGACAGAAGCAGGAGGAGGAAGAGAGAAUAAAACAAGAAGCAGAAGAAGCUGAAAGGAAGAAGAGGGAAGCAGAAGAGGCAGAGCAGAGAGCUAAACAAGAAAUAGAGAAAAAGGAGAGAGAAACGCUAAAGAAAGCCAUUAAAAAAGAGCGUAAGACUCUACGAACACUCUGUAAGGACCAUAAUUACUAUGCAACCAAGGAAGAUGACAAAGUGCAGUUAAUGACAGAUGUUGAACUGUUAUGCGAAGCUCUAGAACUGAACAAAAUUGAGGACCUGAACAAGGAACUUACUAGGGCGGGAAAGAACCAUUCUUCAGCAAGAGAAGUUUUGAUGAAGGAGGUAGAAGAAAUCCGCAAACAAAUUAAACGUGAACGAGAGGAGGUGGCAGCAGCAGCAGCAAAAGGGGGUGGGGGUGGUGGCAGUGAUAGUUCUGCUAAUAAACCUUGGAAUCAGGAUGACUUACAACUUCUUAUCAAGGCUGUCAACCUAUUUCCCGCUGGUACAACUAAGAGGUGGGAGGUGGUAUCAGAAUACAUCAAUCAACAUACAUCAACAAACAUCACAACAAGGAAUGCCAAGGAGGUGUUAGGAAAAGCCAAGGAAUUGUUGCACUCGGAUCAACACAUGCGAGAAGCUGCUAAUAAACACGCAUACCAGAGUCUUGAAAAGUCACAGACAAAGCCAUCAAUUAGUGAUUCUACUGCUUCUCAGAGGUUCGAUACUCCCCAAGAAAUGCUGGGUAUGAACACCAUGGCAUGGAGUCCCGAGGAGCAGCGCUUACUAGAGCAGGCUUUGAAGACCUAUCCAGUGUCUACACCAGACCGCUGGGAUCGCAUAGCUGAAUGUGUGCCAAAUCGCACCAAGAAAGACUGCAUGAGGCGAUACAAGGAAUUGGUAGAGAUGGUGAAAGCCAAAAAAGCUGCUCAGGCUGCAGCUGCCAAGAAGUAAUAGAAGAAAGAAGCAAAUGGUGAACAAGAGAUAUCUUUAAGCUGCCAUGUAGAAGAUAUUUACAUCUGCAUUGUUUCUCCAUAAGAAAAAGGACAAAAAACAUAACUUGGUGGAUCAUUUUAACUUCUGUAACCCUGAAAUAUAAAAUACAUCAUAUAUAACAGAAACA